AUAUAGUCCACCGGGUUAUCUAAAAUCCAAAAAAAGCCAUCUAAAAAUCCGGAUAAAUUCGAUGAUUAUCCCGGUUCCCUUUAUAACCGGUUUUAUUAAGGUCGGAUAAGAAUUCCGGGUUUUGUACGCAUCAUGGAUAUUCUAACGGGACAAUAAAGUUAAAGCCCACUUCACUUUCUGGUUGUAGCUUCUAGGGCACGGCUAAACAGUGUAAGGCUGUAAAAUUUUCAAAUCGAGCAUCUGGAUCUACCAAUCUCUUUUCUUGUCGAUCUCCUGACCCGUUCUUGUCAUCUCUCAGGUAUUCUACUACAGUUUAGUUGCCGAGGUUGAACCAUGCGAAGAUAUAGUCCACCAUAUCACAGUCCUCCACGGAGAGAUAGAGGACACGGAGGUCGACCAAGAAGCCCUCCCCGAAGGGCAUAUGGUGGUGAGCGAGGAAGGCACAAGGAUCAGAAUCAUGGCAGUCUUUUGGUUCGUAAUAUUCCAUUAAAUUGCAGGCCAGAAGAGCUUCGUGUCCCCUUUGAAAGGUUUGGAGUCGUCAGAGAUGUCUAUCUCCCAAAGAACUAUUACACUGGGGAGCCACGUGGAUUUGCAUUUGUGCAAUUUGUGGAUGCUUAUGAAGCUGGAGAGGCCCAAUACCAUAUGAAUGGACGAAUGUUUGCUGGUAGAGAGAUUUCUGUUGUUCUUGCUUCUGAAUCAAGAAAAAGACCCGAGGAAAUGCGCCGAAGAACUAGGCCUAGGGAAUCUUCGGGGUAUGAAGGAAGGCGAUCUCAUCAUGGAGGGCGAUCUCGGUCACGUUCGCGGUCCCCACGACGUCCUUCAGGUUCUAGAAGCCGUCAAAGGUCAAGGUCCUACUCGCCUGCUCCGAAAAGACGAGGUGGCGACUACUCUGAAUCACCGCCACCUGUAAGAAGAGAGCCUCAGGUUGAUGAUGAUCGUGGCCGUAGAUCUUAUUCUCCAGGCUAUGAUGCAGCUGCUAAUGAUCAUAAUGUUGAUAGGAGGUCACCAUACAAGUCAUCUGGGAGAGCAGCAAGGUCGCCAUCUGGAUCUAGGUCUAGGUCUAGGUCUAGAUCUAGAUCUGGUGAUGACAUGUCACCACCACCCCGGACCUGAAGAGUGGAGACCCCUCGUGUUAUGUUAUGGGGGUAUGUUUGGUAUUUGUACAUGUAUGCUUCAUAUUUGCUUACUAAGCUGAGAACAACACUUGAAAAACUUGUUGUGUAUUAUUUCUACACUCUGUUGUAUUUCAUGGAUUGUGAAUGCUUGAAAUCUAUGUAUUGUUUAUUACUUGUUAUUUUGCUUGAUUAAUCAUGUAAGCUGAGUUUCUUAGCUUAUCCUAAUUUUCAUUUAUAUUGUGUUUGUUGAUUUGUAUGAAGCGUAAUACACUGCUAUGAAAUCCUGUUUUUUUCUUAAUUGAUGUAUGGAAUACUCAGGUGUUUGACAAGAG
This is a messenger RNA of Lactuca saligna, 1447 nucleotides long. NCBI's taxonomy places the organism in Eukaryota, Viridiplantae, Streptophyta, Magnoliopsida, Asterales, Asteraceae. The record is from the annotation of a GenBank genome assembly.